This is a messenger RNA of Scatophagus argus, 1132 nucleotides long. It is a transcript of the gene rbp1.1, whose product is annotated as retinol binding protein 1, cellular, tandem duplicate 1. Gene Ontology annotation, cellular component: cytosol; nucleus. Gene Ontology annotation, molecular function: fatty acid binding. The transcript has 4 exons. Gene Ontology annotation, biological process: fatty acid transport. NCBI's taxonomy places the organism in Eukaryota, Metazoa, Chordata, Actinopteri, Scatophagidae. Bases 57 to 461 code for a protein of 134 amino acids. The record is from RefSeq and is a predicted model, not a curated record.
CACAGGGGACCUCCUUAUUCAGUGGAAGUUUGGAAACCAGCAGAGAAAGAGCCAACAUGCCAGUUGAUUUGAACGGAUACUGGAAAAUGAUUUCCAAUGAUAACUUCGAGGAGUACUUGAAGGCCCUUGAUGUAAAUGUUGCCAUCAGGAAAAUCGCCACCUUGUUGAAGCCUGACAAGGACAUCGUCCACGAUGGGGACCACAUAAUCAUCAAAACCCUGAGCACCUUCAAAAACUACAACAUGGACUUCUAUGUAGGCAAAGAGUUUGAGGAGGAUCUGUCUGGAGUGGAUGACAGGAAAUGCAUGACCACCAUCACCUGGGAUGGAGACAAGCUGGUGUGUGUGCAGAAGGGAGAGAUUGAAGGAAGAGGCUGGACCCACUGGGUGGACGGAGACGAGCUUCAUCUGGAGCUGAGAGCCGCAGGAGUUGUUAGCAAGCAGGUCUUCAAGAAGACCUAAGCUGGCUCUUGCUGAAUGAGGCGGUGGCCCCGGCUGAAAGUGGCUCACAGAGGCUACAUCCAUGCUUCCUCCCAUGCCUCUGACAUACAGUCUGACUUCCCUUUGGUUCAUUCAUACAUCAGCCAAUAUUUUAUGUAUUUCCCUGUUACAAAUGCUAUUUUUAUCACGCAAAACGUUCCAUCAAAAUUACUCUGCCAAAGCCAAUUCAUAUGCAGCACAAUGAAGGCAGGUCAGCCUUGUCUGUCAUGUAACAUCACAAAAUGCGAUACUGUAUAAUUGUCUCAGGGUGGGCGCUCUUUUGAUUAACAAGUUUAGAUGUGCUGGAUGCAAACCGCUACUGUAGGUGUAGCUAAUCUAAUGGAUGAGCCAGAUUGAUAAUGCAAUGCACUAAAACGACCAGAGGGAUAGUAAUGUAACAAAUUAAAAGGGUCAAUCCCAUUUUAGUCUUCUGAAUGAUUGCUUUGGAUGGAAAAAAAAGAGGAUGAUGGGAAAAGGUGGAAAUCAGAAAAAAAAGAUGGAAAUCUGAGUGUGUUUGAGGUCUGUAAACUCCUUUGUUACUGAUGCUCAGUCUCAAAAAUGGAUAUCAGACAUUAUGUGUGUAUUUAUCCUUCCCAUUUUCUUUGGGACUGCACCACUGAUAGUAAUAUGAAUGAAUCAAUAAAGUAAACAGU